This is a messenger RNA of Uloborus diversus, 3675 nucleotides long. Its product is annotated as tyrosine-protein kinase RYK-like. The transcript has 14 exons. Gene Ontology annotation, molecular function: protein tyrosine kinase activity; ATP binding. Bases 408 to 2105 code for a protein of 565 amino acids. Lineage: Eukaryota; Metazoa; Arthropoda; Arachnida; Araneae; Uloboridae. Gene Ontology annotation, cellular component: signaling receptor complex. The record is from RefSeq and is a predicted model, not a curated record. Gene Ontology annotation, biological process: protein phosphorylation; cell surface receptor protein tyrosine kinase signaling pathway; axonogenesis.
AUACAGGACCCAGCCAUCAGCGGGAUUGGGAGGUAACGAUUGCGGUCAGUUAUUUACUCAAAACCCCGGUAAUCGUUCCGCGCACAGGUAUCAAGUAUUUCCAUUGCAAUUUGAGAAAUGUGUUUAAUUACCAGAUAAGGAGAAUCAACAGGUGCAAUGCAAUGACAGAAAGAAUUUACUGUGCUGUCGGACGCGAUGCUUUUGCUUAAAUAAACAUCUCAAGCUAUUUAAACAGCUCUAAAAACAUGGAAAUACAGUCUGUGUCAUACGAUUAUAUAUCCUGAAUUGAAUCUAGUUCUUUCCACGUUAUGGCUUGUGCUUUAACCACAGGUUUCUUUGCAAAACUGAUCUGUGAAUACUUUCAAGAAAAAUAUGUUUUCGGAAAGCUUUGAACAUAAAUUGUUGUUAUGGUGCCAAUAACAUUGUUGCAAGUGUUACUGCACUUGACUUUUGUGCUGAUGAGAGGUGUAGCAGCAUCAUUUAAUUUGUACAUACGACCACCUGAAGUCAAAAGAUUAUUGGGUCUAAAUGCGGAGCUACGCUACGUCAACAACGGUACUGUGAACGACUACGCGCUGGGCUUCGUUGUCAUGGUGCCCGACCACAUUUCUGAGCUUCAUUUCACAUGGCAAAGCUUGAGGCCCAACCCGAUUCCAUAUUCCAUCAGCUUUAGUGUUAGUGAUCCAGAUGCUCUUAGUGCACCUCAACUUAACAUUUCUAGAACAGGAAGCAUUCCAACCAAAGAAGAAGUUUUUCGGCUGGUGUUACAAUGUACUGGUCGUGUAAAUGCCGAAGUCGACGUUUUCAUGAACAUCAAUAUAACAAUGGUUCCGCCUUCCAACAUCACUCAUCUGGUACUGAAGAGGAAGAAAAUAUGUCUCAAAGAUGACGGAAGCAACGGCACGUUAAUGAUUGCAGAUGCCAUGGUGGCUACUGGCAGUUCGCUGUACAUAGGCGUGGGAUGUGCUUGUGCUGUGGUCGUCCUCAUCACCAUCGGAGCCGUUACCAUGUACCUCAGAACGAUGAAAGCCAGGAGGACGGAUGUUAUCCAUUAUGGCGGCAGUUCCCCAGCUCUUUCAACCACAACUCAGGGGCACACGUUUCUACGACCCGACACGCCGAACCAUGCCAGCAGCGCAGGCAGUUAUUCCAGCUUUAAACGUUUGACACCGAUUACAACGACAACUACUUCGGUGCAAGUGAACGAGACAAAAAGAAUGGAUAUUGCAGAACAGAUUUCUGAGAUACGCAUAGAUCGGCACAAAAUUUUGAUGCAAGAAAAACUUCAAGAAGGCACAUUCGGUCAAAUUUAUCACGCGAUCGUAACGGAUGAUAACAUCAUUGCAAUGUAUGGCCUCCACACCACAGUUAAAACAGUCAAAGACCAGGCAUCGCCGAUUCAAGUGUCCCUCCUGACUGCAGAAGGAAUGAUGAUGCUGGGGAUGAACCACAAGUGCAUCCUUCCCCUGGUCGGCCUCUGCACGGAUGACCCCCACCACCCCAUGUUGAUUUAUCCUUACAUGAACCAGGGGAAUCUCAAGAAGUUCCUUCACAGAUGCAUGCUUGCUGCUGAGGGACAUUGCCGAGCUUUAACUACACAAAACAGAGUUGGAAUGGCUUUGCAGAUUAUUCAAGCAGUUGCGUAUCUGCAUAAAAGAAAAAUCAUUCAUCGUGAUAUAGCGACAAGAAACUGUGUAGUUGAUGAUGCACUGCAAGUGAAGCUGACAGAUAAUGCCCUGGCUAGAGACUUAUUUCCCACAGAUUAUCAUUGCCUAGGUGACAACGAGAAUAGACCCAUCAAAUGGCUGGCCAUUGAGAGUCUGCUCAAAAAGGAAUUUUCCUGGGCAAGUGAUGUGUGGGCAUUUGGUGUCACAAUGUGGGAAUUGAUGACACUUGGCCAACAGCCCUACAUUGAAAUCGACCCAUUUGAAAUGCAUUUAUAUUUGAGAGAUGGAUACAGGCUAAAUCCUCCAACCAACUGUCCCGAAGAACUAUAUACUGUGAUGGCAUUUUGCUGGGAAGCAGUGCCCGAUGAUAGACCUUCUGUGACUCAUCUAAUGGGCUGUCUGCAAGAUUUUUACACUGCAUUAGGACGUUUCAUCUAAACGCCAUUGCAGUUACUUGAAACAUGCCUACACUGCCACAUUACAUUUUUCAUGACAGGCCUGAGCAAGUUCUUAAAAAUUAAUAUGAUUAUCACCUUUUUAUGUAAACAUCACUUGCUCUAUGCUGUGACUGAAGAUUAUAUGCUAAGGAGAAGAGAAACUUCGUUUUUACACACUAUAGAAUUUCAAAAUUUCUACUUGCAGUAUUGCUACUUUAUGAUCAAGUUGUUCUACUGCUAAAAAAAAAAUAUUUGUUUUUCUCGUUACAUACACAUUUCUCAUCAGUGGAAUUUGCUCAAGUCUGUUCACUUGCCUUGUGGCUAUGGCUUUAAAAGGUGCAUGCUACAUUUCAUCAUCUAGUCUAUUUGUUUGUAUGUGUUUACAUUAUAUAAUACUUGUACAGUAAUUUAAUAGCCAAUAUUGUUCGCAUGCAAAAGAUAUGUGUUUCAAACAGAGAAAAGGGAUUGCUGUAAUGCCAGAAAGUAACGAAUGAAAUACAUUAGAAAGUACUGGAUUAAAUAAAUUUUAAUAUAAAAAAAAUUUCAAUACAUUUCAAAAUUUGAGGAACAAACUCCAUCAAUGGCUACUUGGAACCAACAUAUUUGAACAAUUCUUCUAUACAAAAUAAAUUUGUAAAACAGUUAAAUAACCAAAUGCAAAUAUAUUUUGUAUAUUUCAGAAUAAAACCUCUAAAUCAAGGUGGAAUGUAAAUAUGUUCAAAAAUAAUUACAAAAAUACUUACAUUGCAUGAUGCCAUUACUUAAAAAAAAUGACGAGGCAUCUAACUAAAUUUUCUACAUAUCUUAAGACUAAAAAAAUAUAUGAAUCAAAAUGUUAUUUUUUAAAAGAGAGACGCUUGAAAAAUAAAUUUGAGCAUAGGAAGUGUAGCCAAAAUUAGGUAUAGCAUAUGUUAUGACUAAAAUUAGGACAUUUAAAAAAUAUUGUUGGUAAAUUGCAAACAGUAAUAAAAAUAUUAUGAAAAGUACUUUAGUACAACAAUACUAUCAUACUUUUAAUGGAUAGUUAACUAUAUUUAUAGAAUGUAAACGAAUUUAAUUAAUAUUAGAACAAAAAUCUAGGAUUGUAAAUUUUACUCAAAUUAAAAAAUGAGAAUAGAUCAGAAAUAUAUUUUAAAAACUGUUGUCUAAAGCGGUUUCAUUUUUUAAAAGUUAUAAAGGGGAAUUCCGUAAGUAAAUACAUUAAUAAAGGAGACAAAAACUAAAUCUUAAUUUAAAAAGUAAAAGACAUCGUAAGUUACAUUAAUUUUGUAAUAGGAGAAAGCAUAAGUUGAACAUUGGCAGAACUGUGAUAAAUCUCACUUACACUGCAUUCAAACUGGAGAAUAGUUGGCCUUGUAAUACAUACGUACUUUUGCCUCUCCAAAACAUGGAUGCUCAGUUCUAGAAGCCAAGGCUAGCAUUGUCUACUUAUAUAUUGUACAUAAUAUGUGAAAUAAUUAUAAGAUAUUUAUGUAUAUUUAUUAAAAACAUUGCUUUUGUUUGAAAUGUUGGUAUAAAAUACUUGUUGACCAAGUUUAUUGUAUUUUAAUAAAAGCUUGAUAAAAACUUAA